Messenger RNA from Histoplasma capsulatum G186AR, 912 nucleotides. Its product is annotated as glutathione transferase. NCBI's taxonomy places the organism in Eukaryota, Fungi, Ascomycota, Eurotiomycetes, Onygenales, Ajellomycetaceae. The transcript is spliced from 2 exons. The record is from RefSeq and is a predicted model, not a curated record. The coding region runs from base 1 to 912 and encodes 303 amino acids.
AUGAGCGUUGAUAUCGAUCUGAUGUUGAGAUAUAGUACAUUAUUUUUGGUAGAAAUUGGAUACCGGCCCGCGUUCAGUCGGAUUUUGCACCCAAGCCGAAGGCCGUCGGGCACCGCUGGUCGUGGCUCAAAAUCUAGGAAAACACAAGGAUUGAAAUACCGCAGAGGGAAAGAUGGCACCACCCAAACCCCUCGUCCUGCUGGCAAACUUAUCGGGCCCAAUCCAUUCAAAGUAGCCCUGAUCCUCGGCGAGCUAAACCUCCCCUACACCAUCGACCCCAUCGAAUUAGCCGACGUGAAAACCCCCGCCGUCAUCUCCCUUAACCCCAACGGCCGCCUCCCAGCCCUCACCGACCCAAUCACAGGCCUCACGAUCUGGGAAUCCGGCGCAAUCAUCGAAUACCUAGUAGCCACGUACGAUAACGGACCAAAGCGCAAGCUGAGCUUCGAGCCCGGCAGUGUAGACCACUGGCAUGCCAUCCAGUGGCUGCACUUCCAAAUGUCCGGUCAGGGUCCGUAUUUCGGACAGUCGUUCUGGUUUCAGAACCACCAUCCGGAGAUUUUGCCCAGCGCGAUCACGCGGUAUGAGAAUGAGGCGAGACGGGUUUGCAGUGUGUUGGAUGGGUGGUUGGGGGGUAGGCUGGGGGUUAGUGGUGGCGGGAUUGGGAAGGAAAGGAAGUAUCUCGUUGCAGAGAAGUGUUCGUUUGCGGACUUGGCGUUUAUCCCGUGGCAAGAGAAUGUACAGAAGUGUAUUCGUUAUGGCGCGGAUGGGGGUGCGUUUGAUCAGGAGAAGGAGUUCCCCCAUAUGCAUGCUUGGCUCGAGCGGAUAAAGGGCCGCGAGGCUGUGAAGAAGGCCUUCGUGGCGCGUGCGGAGGCUAAAAAGGGCCAGACGGAACGGGAGGUGAAGAAGUAG